Molecule: messenger RNA, 2323 nt
Organism: Gasterosteus aculeatus aculeatus (three-spined stickleback)
Lineage: Eukaryota; Metazoa; Chordata; Actinopteri; Perciformes; Gasterosteidae
Gene: aipl1
Product: aryl hydrocarbon receptor interacting protein-like 1
Molecular function (GO): protein binding; peptidyl-prolyl cis-trans isomerase activity
Source: RefSeq, a predicted model, not a curated record
CACACCUAAAGAAAAAAGAAAAACGUUAUACACUUCCUGACUCUCUGGACAGAUGUUCAGAGAAACUGCUGAUGAGCAUUACCCGAACCAACAGAGAGAUUAUGAAACGUGAGGACAAGUCUUCAAUCUCAUUAUCCCUACCUAAACUAAUCUACCAGGAACAACCCCUCCAAGUAAUCCAUACGCGCGUGCCGGUGUAACACACACAGAUACGUGUGCAUGCGUUGUAGUAAAAGGUGAUCCAUACUAGUGAUAAAUAUGCAGGAUACAAUGUUACUGGGCUUGGAGGGAAUCAAAAAAAACAUCCUGCAUGGAGGCACUGGGGACAUCCCAAAAUUCAUCACUGGGGCAAAGGUGACGUUCCACUUCCGCACACAGCUGUGUGACGCCGAGCGCACGGUGAUCGAUGACAGCAAAGUGGUGGGGACGCCCAUGGAGAUAGUGAUCGGCAACAUGUUCAAACUGGACAUCUGGGAGACGCUGUUGUCUUCCAUGAGGAUUGGGGAGGUGGCGGAAUUCUGGUGCGACACCAUUCACACCGGAAUCUAUCCACUUGUGGCCAAGAGCAUGAGGCGCAUUGCAGAGGGCAAAGACCCAGUGGACUGGCACAUCCACACGUGUGGUAUGGCCAACAUGUUCGCCUACAACAGCCUCGGCUACGACGACCUGGACGAGCUGAGAAGAGAACCAAAACCUCUCUAUUUGUCCCUGGAGCUAAUGAGGGUGCAGCAGCCUAGUGAGUACGACAGGGAGACGUGGGCUCUGAGCGACGAGGAGAGGCUGAAGGUGGUCCCCGUGCUGCACGGCCACGGCAACAAGCUCUACAAACAGGGGCAGUACCAGGAGGCCACACAGAAGUACAAGGAGGCCAUCAUCUGCAUCAAGAAUGUUCAGACGAAGGAGAAAGCGUGGGAGGUCCCGUGGCUGAAGCUGGAGAAGAUGGCCAACGCCUUGACGCUCAACUACUGCCAGUGUCUACUGCGCAUGGAGGAAUACUACGAGGCCAUCGAGCACACCAGCGACAUCAUCAACCAGCACCCAGGUGAUUUUAAGGCCUACUACCUGCGAGGGAAGGCCCACGCGGAAGUGUGGAACGAGGCGGAGGCUCGGCAGGACUUCAGCAGGGUCCUGGACCUGGACCCCGGCAUGAAGAAGGCCGUCAAGAGGGAGCUGGCCGUGCUGAACAUGCGCAUGGAGGAGAAGAACCAGGAGGACAGGAACAAGUAUAGAGGCAUGUUUUGAUACGAGGCUGCAGAAGAGGUUUGAGAAUCGGAGAGGCGAUGAGCUGAGGAGGAGUUAAGAUGCUGCAUCUCAAAUCUACACACUUAGUUUUUGCCUUUAAAACAUGGAUAGUGUCCAAUAAAUACAGUAUAGGGGUAUAAAAGGUAUAUUUAAGACAUAAGCCCCUUUUUUUCCAGUUCCUCCAAACAUGAGUGAGACAAACAAUUCAAUUAUGGACUUUACACUCUGAUGGUAAAGUGAACACAGCUUUUGCAAAGAAAUGUGCAAAAAUACAAUCUAGGGGAAGUGUACAACUUCACAGUAUUAAAAAUAGAAAUAUGCAACGUAAAGCAACAACAGCCCAAGAGGAACUGUCAACGUAACGCAGACGAAUGUAGACACAUAAAUGUAAUGCGUGUGCGGCUUUGUUUUUUCGGACGCUUCUGUGCUUUUCUGCAGGAAGGUAGGCAAGUAGAUGAAUUGCCUUCCACUCACAUGUAUGAAAUAUAUAUGGAGCUGGAGUUACUGAGCAUAAAUACUUUGAACAAGAGGGAACUGCUAACAUUGUUAUAACACCAUUAUAACAAGCAAGCUUCGGCUGUACUGAUGAAUUUUGUGUCACACAACCACUCGGACACCAGUGGUCUAAUCCAACCCUCUCAAGAAAGCACAAAAGCUUAUUAAAUGUUGAACAAUUCAUUUGCUGUUUGUAAUAUUGUUUUGUAAUAUUUCCUUUUUCAAAUCACGUAUAAAAAAAGGUCCCCGAUUAAUGGACACUAGUUAAAUGACUGCCUGUGUGUCUUCAUACCAGAUGUUUCUGCAACCCAACAACCCCAUUAAUGCAGUCUUUGCAGUCCCACUGUGCCUUCACCUUCCCAAAAACAAUAGAUAUUAUUUCAAAAUUAAGUGCUAUAAAAUCAAAUGAAAGCCAAGUAAAUUCUGGGUCUGUGUUGUAAGCACAGCGGCCUUCCACAGGGUGGAGCUCUGACCAUUAUUCCUGUUUAUCCCUGAACCACGUUGACGACAUUAUCCUGAGCCCAGCGGUUUCAUUUUCAUGAGGAGUCAAGGGGCUCGUAAAAAUAAAUGACCUGGCUUAAAUCUA